This is a messenger RNA of Dioszegia hungarica, 1119 nucleotides long. RefSeq lists its product as uncharacterized. NCBI's taxonomy places the organism in Eukaryota, Fungi, Basidiomycota, Tremellomycetes, Tremellales, Bulleribasidiaceae. Bases 1 to 1119 code for a protein of 372 amino acids. Gene Ontology annotation, cellular component: membrane. The transcript is spliced from 8 exons. The record is from RefSeq and is a predicted model, not a curated record.
AUGCUGUCGACGAUUCUCAGCGGCCGGUACGGCGGGUGCAUCCUCAUAGUGUGGUCUAGCUUCUUCUUCGUCGGCAUGGAUACGAUCGCACAAAACCUGAUUCGGGAGGUUGGAAUGUCGUCUGAGCAGGUGAUCCUCAUGCGGAUGAUGUUGACUUUUCCGCCCAUCUUGGCGUCCGCCUACUUCUUCCGGCCGGAGAUCCUCUGGCAGCUCAACAUCUUCCCCUCCUCGUUCGACAGCAUCUUCGCACGGAACACGAAGCUACCACUACAUGCCGACGUUGACGACACCGCUGGUCCGACCGAGGAGCGGCCAUUGCUCAGCGCAGCAACUACCGCUCGGCAUGAUUAUCACCACGACCACGUCCGGGCGCGUGUCAUAUGGGCAAAGUCCCUCCUGGCCACUGCUGCCGCGGUCAUGGGAUACUCCGCUUUCGGAUACGCUGCUUUGUCCGAUAUCAUAGCGAUCUUCAAUACCCGCGUCUUUCCAGCCGCUAUCCUAUGCUGGCUGCUGCUGGGGGAAGGGAUCACCUGGAAGACUGGGCUGGCUGCGCUUGUCUCGACUGGCUCUGUCUUAGUCAUCGUCCAGCCGUCUUUCAUCUUCGGAGACACGGAGACUCAAGACGAUGCGCAUUCUCCAGAUGGGCGAUAUUUGGGUUAUGCCCUUGCCAUCAUUACCACCUUCACGCAAGCUCUCGACCUAACGGUCAUGCGGAAGCUUGGAAAGGGGGUCCAAGUGGGAUCAUGUCUACUCAGUUAUGCGAUCACUGCAUCCUUCUUCUGCUUCUUCUACGUCUGCGCCGCCGGCAUCCAGCUCGUAGGACUCACCUCGCCUCUUGUCUGGCUGAAGCUGGUGACCUUAUCUAGCGUAUCGUUCGGGUCUCAAUGCUGCUGCCUGAUGGCUUUGCAGCGGGAGACGGCUGCUCGAGUUUCGAUUUUGAGCUACAGCCAAAUCGUCUUUGCGGUAAUCGCUCAAAUCAUCUUUCAGGGAGAAUCGCCCAGCCUCGUCAAGAUAUCGGCGUUGGUGGCGAUCAUGGUUGCAGGGGUCGGCUCGAUCGUUUUUGAGAAGCCUCGGCCACAAAGCGAAGCGGAUCUCAAGGUUGACCAGACUGAGGUGUGA